Messenger RNA from Fimicolochytrium jonesii, 726 nucleotides. RefSeq names its product ribonucleoprotein LSM domain-containing protein. Gene Ontology annotation, cellular component: U2-type prespliceosome; P granule; U5 snRNP. The coding region runs from base 50 to 280 and encodes 76 amino acids. Gene Ontology annotation, biological process: mRNA splicing, via spliceosome; spliceosomal snRNP assembly. Gene Ontology annotation, molecular function: RNA binding. NCBI's taxonomy places the organism in Eukaryota, Fungi, Chytridiomycota, Chytridiomycetes, Spizellomycetales, Powellomycetaceae. The transcript is spliced from 4 exons. The record is from RefSeq and is a predicted model, not a curated record.
UAUCGUCUUCCCCACAGCUCCACACACAACAAACGGAACAUCGCCCAAAAUGUCCAAAGCACCGACCCCCGAACUCAAGAAGUACAUGGACAAGAGGUUGUUCAUUCAACUUAACGGCGAUAGGAAGGUUGAGGGUGUUUUGCGUGGUUUCGAUCCUUUCAUGAACCUCGUCCUGGAAGAGACCGUCGAGAAGAUCUCGGACACGGAGGAAAGGCAGAUCGGCAGCGUCGUCAUCCGCGGAAACUCGGUACUCGUCAUGGAAGCGCUAGAUAAAAUAUGAGGAAGCUCUGGCGUUCGCGCCGCUCGUACCCAGCCCAACUGCCCAAAGCAUACAACAAACGACUGCCCGGGGGUUGUGGGCUGAACAACCUCUUUCCAGCAAAUUCGGCCUCAGCCUGUUUAGCCAUUUGGGACGGAAACCGGGCAGGAAAACAAAUGCCGUGCGUGCCGGGCAAGGAUUGGGGGAUGCGGGGAACGAAUUUGAAAUCUGGGGUUGGAGGUGGAUGUGACCUUGAGGCGGGGUGCCUUUGUAGCUGAGCAUCGGGCGGGGCGUUGAGACGGGAGGAACCGAUUUGACAGGAGUGUGAGGGUUUGUCUCGCUGGCAAUCUCGCUCAAUUCACCUGGAGGGAGACUCAUCUGUAUGCUAUGCUUUUUGUCUAUCUUAUCUUGUAUUCUUUUGUAAAUAUCAGGGGCCUAUGAUACUCUCUUUACACUCAGCGAAGGCA